This is a messenger RNA of Spodoptera exigua (beet armyworm), 2637 nucleotides long. Lineage: Eukaryota; Metazoa; Arthropoda; Insecta; Lepidoptera; Noctuidae. The record is from the annotation of a GenBank genome assembly.
AUAGUUUGUUGUUGAUGUUUUGUUUGCGUUUUGUUGAGAUUGUUAUGAAUUAAAGAGCCUUUAUUUUAAAUAAGUAAUUGAAGAAAAUAAUUUUUAAUUUGAAGUGAAAUACAUCAAACUAAAAUGUUCAUUUAUAUGAGCAAGAAGAUUGCUAUACCCAAACAAUCAAAUGUAUCCUGCAUAUCAUGGAACCAUUCAUCUGGUUAUAUUGCUGUUGGUGGAGAAGAUGGCAUGUUAAAAGUCCUCAAAUUAGAAUCUGGAGGUGGAGGGAAUCUGUCAAUGAAUCUAAGCUUAGAAGGACACACAGGACAAUUGUGUGUUGCUAUAUGGAAUGAAGUAUUUCAGAAAUUGACUACUAGUGAUGAACAUGGAGUCAUCAUUGUCUGGAUGCUUUACAAGGGAUCUUGGUAUGAGGAGAUGAUAAAUAACAGAAACAAAUCAACUGUGAGGAGCAUGGCUUGGGGUUCCGAUGGACAAAAGAUUUGCAUAGCUUACGAGGAUGGAGCAGUUAUCGUAGGCUCAGUUGAUGGUUCGCGAGUUUGGGGUAAGGACAUCAAGGGUCCAGGAUUAGCUGCAGUGCAGUGGUCACCUGAUAAUUCGCAGUUACUGUUUGCGCUAACCAAUGGAGAGCUCCAUAUUUAUGACGAUCAAGGCAAUUUUACAAUGCCAGUAUCCAUUAAUGGCGUGUCGGGGUCAAUGGACAUAGUGACAAUGGACUGGUAUUCUGGUAGCGCUCCAGCUAAUCGACCUGUGCUGGCCAUAUCUUACAAGAGCGGUAUAAUAUUGCUCAUGAAAAAUUGUAAUGAGGAAGAUAGUGUGGUGGUAGAAUCAAACAUGUCAAUAAUAGACUGCCACUGGAACCACAAUGGCACCAUUCUCGCAGCUGCCGGCUUUACGUCGGACAAGACGAAUGUGGUUCAAUUUUUUAGUGCAUAUGGGGAGCAUAUACGUACCCUACGUGUUCCCGGCGGGAGUAUGAGAGCUCUGUCGUGGGAGAAGAAGUCGUUACGGCUCGCAAUCGCCAUUGACUCCUUUAUAUACUUUGCUAACGUCAAAAUGGAUCACAAGUACGCUUUUUACGGUAAUACACUGGCAUACGCUUCGGGAACAGAAACCGUCACCUUUUGGGAUACUGUUACUCAUCAGUCUUGGAUAAAUCAUAUACCGGAUGUCAUAGAUAUGUGUGCAGUUGACGAAUACUGCGUCAUUGCCACUUUGGGACAAAUCAUUAUAUCCAACCAGCAAGGAAUACAAUGUGACGCUAAAGCGGUAAAUAUACCAGUGGUUUAUGUGACUAUCAACAGCAAGGCGAUCGUUGUGGCAGCCUCUAAGGAAUCAUUCCUUAUAUGGAAAUUCUCCACUCCGACUAGACCCCGUGCUACAGAACAGUUGUAUCAAGCGGACGGGUCCCCCAUGUCGAGUGGCGAUACCGUUUUCCAGGACGAUACAAUUUGCUGCAUCGCAAGUUCAGACACACACCUCUUAAUUGGAAGAGAUUCCGGCUCCAUCUUACUGUUCUCUCUUGUAAAUUUUAAGAAAAUCACUUCGAUAAAUAUGAACUCCCGCCCCUAUAGGUUGGGCCUCAACUCUAAUUCUAGCAAGUUUUACGUGAUCGAUCAGCCAGGCUCGCUGUACUUGCUGGAGACUGAUAUGGCUAACAACAUAAGCAUAGGUCAAGCGCUACGGAAGGACGUGUGGAGCGCGCUGUGGGCCACCGACAACCCACAGAUGUUGGCGGUCGCAGAGAAAGCAAGGCUUUACGUUAUGAGGGACACUGAACCGGAGGAGCCUCUCACUAUGCAGGGAUACUUGUGCAAAUUUAAGGAAUUGGAGAUCACAUCCGCACUUCUGGACAAUGUGGACGAUAAAUGUACACCUCAACAUAUUGUGAGGGUGGAAGUCAAGUCUCUUAGAGAUACACGACAGCUUAUUGAAAAAGUGGGACUGAAGGAAGCAGAGAACUUUAUAAAGGAUAACCCACACCCUCAACUGUGGUUGUUACUAGCAGAAGCGGCGUUAAAGAAUUUUGAGACUGAAUCUGCACUGGAGACGGCAGAGGCAGCGUUUGUGCGACGCAACGAUUACGCUGGGAUUAAAUUCGUGUCUCGUUUGAACGCAUUGCAUUCUAAUGCUCUCAAAAAGGCUGAAAUAUUAGCCUACUUCAAAGAUUUCGAUGCUGCCGAAAAAAUAUACCACAAUGAAGAUAGAAGAGACCUAGCCAUAGCCCUUCGGAAACGCUUGGGUCAUUGGUUCCGCGUCGUCGAACUACUGAAGAUGUCGGCAAGCACAACUGAUGCGCAAGUCAAGCAGGCGUACAGCAACAUUGGCGAUUAUUACAUUGACAGACAGAAUUGGACCAGUGCACUGGAAUAUUACACCAUGUCGAAUAACACUGAAGGUUUGAAAAAAUGUUACAUGGCGCUUGAGGAUAACGAGUCUCUAUCCAAAUUAUUUACCACGUCACCGAGAAAUAAGGAGGUGGGCAUAACAAAACAAAGUUUGUUAAACGACCUUAAUGAAAGUAUUGGUCAAGUACCAUCAAUACAGGGCAUUAUCCAACUCAAGCAAAGCGGCAGGAUGACGCAAGCUGCGGAGAUGGCGUAUCAGGCAAGUCAUGUUAUACUCGAAAACGUAUAA